This is a messenger RNA of Balearica regulorum gibbericeps (East African grey crowned-crane), 690 nucleotides long. Lineage: Eukaryota; Metazoa; Chordata; Aves; Gruiformes; Gruidae. The record is from RefSeq and is a predicted model, not a curated record.
GCGCUGGGACCAGUGGAGUCCAUCCAGGAGCACCCACACGACAGCAGUCAGCUCCUCAUUGGGUACAGCCGGGGGCUGGUGGAGGGGCUGGUGGUCCUCUGGGAGCAGAGCACACGUGCCGUCCAGCACCUCUUCCUGGGGAACCAGAAGACCCAGCAGCCCGUCAUGUCCACCAUCCCCUACGGUCCAUUCCCUUGCAAAGCCAUCAGCAAAAUCCUCUGGCGGACCUGCGAGUCAGGGAACCCUUUCAUCAUCUUCAGCGGGGGGAUGCCACGGGCCAGCUACGGUGACCGGCACUGUGUCAGUGUGCUGCAGGGUCAGACCCUGGCCACGCUUGACUUCACCUCCCGCGUCAUCGACUUCUUCACGCAGCAGCCAUCUCCCCCCUCCCCAGGCUUUGAGAACCCUCGUGCCCUUGUGGUGCUGGUGGAGGAAGAGCUGGUGGCCAUCGACCUCCAGACGCCGGGCUGGCCCACCAUCCCUGCCCCGUACCUGGCACCAAAACCCGCCCCCCCCUGGCCCAUCCCCUGCCCCGGCCACGUCUCCAAUGUGCCUCUCAAGCUCUGGGAGAGGAUCAUCAGCGCCGGCGAGCAGCAGAGCCCCCGGCUCUCCUCUGCAGCUUGGCCCAUUGACGGAGGGAAGAACCUGGCCCAGGAGCCCACGCAGAGGGGGCUUCUCCUCACCGGGUGA